AGUAACCGCGGGACCUAAUCUCUGACCUGAAAAAAACUAGCUAUUUCCGUGGUUGCCGACACGGUAAUCUGUCCAGUCCUCAACGAGCUUUUGGCAGGAGAGUCGGAGAAGCGCUACCUACAGUUUCUCACUGAAAUCCCAUUUAAAGAAGCAGACAUGGGUCGUAAAGAAGCCGAAUUUGACUGGAAGAAGACCACUGACAACAUCCAGGAGGUGUUUGACUUCAUGGAGGUCCUUGGAUCGGGGGCGUUCUCCGAGGUGUUCAUGGUGAAGGAGAAGAAGACAGGCAAGCUGUUUGCCAUGAAGUGUGUGAAGAAGAAGCAGAAGAGUAUUCAGAAUCUGGAGAAUGAGAUUGCCGUGUUGAGAAAGAUCAAACACGAUAACGUUGUUGGGUUGGAGGAUUUCUAUGAAAGUCGCUCUCAUUACUACCUUGUCAUGCAGCUCGUUGCUGGGGGUGAGCUGUUUGACCGUAUCCUGGACCGGGGGAUGUACUCAGAGAAGGAUGCCAGCAGGGUCAUCCAACAGGUGCUCCAGGCCGUACAAUACCUCCAUCAGAAUGGCAUCGUGCACCGCGACCUCAAGCCGGAGAACCUGCUGUAUUACAGUCAGGAUGAGAGCUCCAAGAUCAUGAUCAGUGACUUUGGCCUGUCCAAGAUGGAAGACAACGGUGUCAUGUCCACAGCCUGCGGCACUCCAGGAUAUGUGGCCCCUGAAGUCUUGGCCCAGAAACCCUACAGCAAGGCAGUGGACUGCUGGUCUAUUGGAGUCAUCACUUAUAUCCUGCUCUGUGGAUAUCCUCCUUUCUAUGAGGACACUGAGACGCGACUGUUCUCUAAGAUCAUGAAGGCACAGUACGAGUUUGACUCUCCCUUCUGGGAUGACAUCUCUGAAUCAGCCAAAGAUUUUAUCCGCAACAUGAUGCAGAAGAACCCUAAGAUGCGCUUCACUACAGAGCAGGCUCUCAGGCAUCCCUGGAUCAUUGGAAAUACAGCACGGAGCCAGGAUAUUUACCACUCUGUCAGUGUCCAGAUGCAGAAGAACUUUGCCAAGACCAAGUGGAAGCAAGCCUUUAACGCCACCGUGGCCAUCAAUCACAUGAAGAAGCUGCAGCUGGCCCACUCUGAGCUGGUGGUCAAGGCGCAGACCCUCAACAUGCCCACCAUCCAGGUCAUCGACGUCUCCUCCCCCACCAAGUCCCACAACCCCCUGGAUCCCGAGAGAUUGGAACACAAAGGGAACCACAUGACCCUACAAAUCAGCUCCAGAGACACGAAGAGCCACCAGCCCCUAAAGAUCAGCCAAAGCGAGCCGGCACACACCCAUACCUUCGCAGAGACGGGCAAACAUGCCUACCACUCUGAGCCUGCUAACCUUAAUACGUACAGGGCAACGGCCAACCGCAAUGGCCAGGCUCUCCAGACUGGAGUGUGCUCUGUCAUGUGAAGGGUCUUUGGAAGGACUUUGUGUGGAAUUUUUUUACUAGGUCAGUCAGACGACUUCUUCCUGUCGGCCAGCCUAGGCACUGACACUGGCAAGUGGAUUCUCAGGACGGCCAGUGAGAUCCAGAAUCUGCCGGGUUUCUGAAACAGUGCCUACAAACCACCCUGAACACAUUCUAGACAUACUGUACACUGACAGACACACACAUACAUGUAUAUAACAAGGUAUUCCAUGAUGUCCAGGGCGGAGGGGCACUAUGCUCACUAGGAACUGUGCGGUGUAUGUAUUAUACCAUGGACAUCACAUAACAAUUUGUGUUAUAACCCUUGAAGAAGGAGUUGAUGUCAGGGAAAGGUUUGUUUGCGUCGUGGUGAUGCGAUGUGGAGCCAAGUUGUUGAAAGACCGCUAAAUAAGAAGAAAUAGGACUACUGUGUACAUCACUAUAAGACUGACUUAGGUGGUUGUGCUGUUCCAUGGUGUGGAGAGAUGGUCGAAACAGAAAGCCAUCUUUGAUGUGGAAUAUAUGACCAAGCAGAAUUUUAUCACUAUGUACAUUGAUGGGGGAAGUUGAUGGGGAACAUUGAGUCUCAUGAUGCUAAAAGGGAUUCUUGUUAAAGCUCUUUUUGUUUCUCAAAAUUCUCUUGUUCUGUCAUUCCCUUAUGUUUUCUUUGUCAGGCUUUAUUGUUCUAACAUAUUCACAACAUUCUUUAACAAAGCCAUUUCUUGAGCGUAUUAAGAAGUAAGCGAACAAUAGUGUUAUCUGUGUGCUCCCUGACAACUCAUUACCAGUGGAAAUACUAUGAAUGUACUCUUAAUGACUUGCCAACUCACCAGCACUCAUAUUAAUGAAGGGUGAGAUUGUAAAUAUCAUUGUAAAUCUAAUUUAUCCUUGUGCUGAAGAGAUUUGGAUAAUAGUAAUAUAAUAUUAUCAAUACAGUAAUAAAAUAAUGUCUCCUUUAAUACAAGGAGGUGAGUUGCUUCUGUCCCAAGCUCAGCG
Coregonus clupeaformis (lake whitefish) is the source of this 2437-nucleotide messenger RNA. RefSeq names its product calcium/calmodulin-dependent protein kinase type 1D-like. The record is from RefSeq and is a predicted model, not a curated record. NCBI's taxonomy places the organism in Eukaryota, Metazoa, Chordata, Actinopteri, Salmoniformes, Salmonidae. Gene Ontology annotation, molecular function: ATP binding; calmodulin binding; calcium/calmodulin-dependent protein kinase activity. Gene Ontology annotation, cellular component: intracellular anatomical structure. The transcript is spliced from 11 exons. The coding region runs from base 157 to 1443 and encodes 428 amino acids. Gene Ontology annotation, biological process: peptidyl-serine phosphorylation.